Messenger RNA from Panicum virgatum (switchgrass), 1381 nucleotides. RefSeq names its product chitinase 8-like. Gene Ontology annotation, biological process: defense response to fungus; carbohydrate metabolic process; cell wall macromolecule catabolic process. Lineage: Eukaryota; Viridiplantae; Streptophyta; Magnoliopsida; Poales; Poaceae. The coding region runs from base 214 to 849 and encodes 211 amino acids. Gene Ontology annotation, molecular function: chitinase activity. The transcript is spliced from 3 exons. The record is from RefSeq and is a predicted model, not a curated record.
GAGCGGAUCACCUCCUCGUCUGGAGGACGGUUUCCUCGCAACAAGUCGCAUGGCCAACCAUUCACGGCGACAACUUCCUUCGCCCCUCGCAGCGGGGCAGCCAUGUGUACCACACUGCACAUCUAGCAGCUCAGCGCAACGUUCCCAGUCUCCGCCGCCUACGCGUGCUAGCUACGACUAACAACUGAGGAGAGCUAGUGCCGUGGCGUACUUAUGGUAGCGAGCAUGGCGAGGCUUGUGCUGCCGGCGGCGUGCGCCAUGGCGACUGCGGCGGUGUUGCUGGCCGUGGCGGCGCCCGCGGACGGCAGCGUGGUGGAGUCCAUCAUCACGCAGGACGUGUACAGCGCCAUGCUGCCCAACCUCCACAACUCCUCCUGCCCAGCCAGCGGGUUCUACACAUACGACGCCUUCAUCCAGGCCGCCGCCUUCUUCCCCGGCUUCGGCACCACCGGCGGCGGCGACGAGUACAACAGGCGCGAGCUCGCCGCCUUCUUCGGCCAGACCUCCCACGAGACCACCGGUGGCACGAGGGGCGCCGCCGACCAGUUCCAGUGGGGGUACUGCUUCAAGGAAGAGGUCAGCAAGUCCACCUCUCCUCCCGACUACGGACGGGGACCGAUUCUCUUGACAGGAUGCGUUGAAGGAGCUGCGUGCCUGGUCUGCUCCUCGAACGGCAGGAAAGUUGCCACUCGCCACCGAGCCGCUGCUGCAAGAACAGCAGCUGUGCCAGCAACGCCGCUCUGCACGGCACAGGCUUUGCGGCGGAUGAAGGCGAAGGCGGCGGCGAUGGGAGGACAUGAAGAAAGAUACAGGCUCUAUACAGGAGCUCUCGGCUCUGUCCGGAGCUAAUGCAUCUAGCCGAGCCGAGCUGCAGCGUUUGACGAAGGGUGGAGCCGAGAAAAGCCUUGCCGUCUGAUCCGUUCCGUGCCCACGAAACAAUAUUUGGGGGCGGGUCCUCACCGGAUGCACUUUGGGGGUUGUCCCUACCCAAUUUUUUUUCCAAUAAGCCCAAUUUUUUUUUUUGCAAGCCACAAAUUACAGGAGCAAGAGGUACAGUUGGGCACCACCAAAAAAAUAGAAAACACGACACACAGCGAGCAGAAGGGACGUCUCAAGUUUUACAAGAUUUGCUGACAAACAUGGUAAAGAAAAGCUCUACUACUCUAUUACAAUUAUCAGUGGGGGAGAAAUUCUCUAUAAAUUUUUUAGUGAUGUCUCCGCGUUAGAGAUGCAAAUUUAGCUACAUGGAUGUCUGCCGUCUCUAUUUUGCCUUUUUUAAAUAGUGGAAGUUUUGUACUUCCUCCAUAUUGUAAUGGAUGUCGUUUCGGAUUAAAGUGUAAAAUAUUUAACUUAUGAUAAAUUCAAAAUGACUUCCUUUAUA